AUAAGUGACAAAAAGUAUCUGUUCAAUGCCUGAAUUAGCAACGCGUUGAUUUAAAGAUUUUAAUUUGAAAAAGAUUGAUCAACUACAACUUCUGUCAAAAUUAUUUAUAUUUGUAAUUAAUUAAAUAUUUAUCUUCCAUAAUUAUUUCAACUUUUUUUCUCUGGUGGAUACGAGCCUUAAAAAUCAAAAUCAUAACAAAUCAACCAAAUGAAAAUUGUCCAAAACAAAAUCUCAAAUCAAAACAUAAACAAUAUCGUAGUGCAAAUAAAUACAAUUUUAUUUCGUAUCCGCAACGAACUCUCUGUUUCCAUAAUGGAAACUUCUGACAGUGAAAUCGAAAGUGGCGAACCAAGGAUUUCGAAGAAAAAGAAAGCCGAUCUGGAUCCAUUCACUGAGGUUGAAUUCCUUGACUUGAGUAAUUUAUCCGGGACCGGUUUUGAAGACGUUUCCGAGAGCGAUCUCCUAGCCAUUUCGGCGAAUGAAAACAGUUUUCCACCAACUCAGCAAAAGGAAAACAGUGGAUCUCUUCUUAAUAUGACCGUCAGUGUACCCAUCGGUCACUUCAAGAACAAGCAGUUCCAUUUCGUUGGUGUGUUUUAUAUUCGUUUAUUCCGAUCGCAGCAUUUGACAGAUCCGAUACUUCACAAGGAUGUGUACGGAAAUUGUAUCAGGAGUGUGAUGACGUGCAUCUGGGAAGCAUCCAAAAACUCCAUUGCGCGAGAGAUAAAGGUGGUGUACAAUGACAAUGAACAACUUUUAAGAUGGUCUACUAAAGAAUGCCCAGAUGAGACAGAUUUGGAUAAAUUCGUGUUACUGAAGCACGAAAAAACAAGAAGUUCUAUUCCAUGGAAGACAUUCGGGAUAACGCCAAACUUUUGA
Molecule: messenger RNA, 879 nt
Organism: Armigeres subalbatus
Lineage: Eukaryota; Metazoa; Arthropoda; Insecta; Diptera; Culicidae
Exons: 2
Coding region: 208-879 (223 amino acids)
Source: RefSeq, a predicted model, not a curated record